Molecule: messenger RNA, 1086 nt
Organism: Neurospora tetraspora
Lineage: Eukaryota; Fungi; Ascomycota; Sordariomycetes; Sordariales; Sordariaceae
Exons: 3
Coding region: 207-596 (129 amino acids)
Biological process (GO): rRNA processing
Cellular component (GO): nucleus
Molecular function (GO): DNA binding; peptidyl-prolyl cis-trans isomerase activity
Source: RefSeq, a predicted model, not a curated record
AGGGUUGAUCACUCCAAACUGAACCCCAUCCUCAAAGCACUGCAGCUUGUCGCUCAAGCUCCCUCACAACGCAGCCCCACUUCCACUUUCAUCAUCUCACCGGGCAGCUGGAGAUUGCAAACUCAACAUCACUACAACAUCAAGUCGCCCACUCACUCACCUCACCCAGUACUCCCUCUCGCUUGUCGCUCAGCAGCAUAAUAAAAAUGGGCAAAGACAAGAAAGCUUCCGGCUCCGGCUCCGGCAGCAAGGGCGGAAAGGACGCGGGCAAAGAUGCGGGCAAGGACGCCGGCAAGGCCGCCAAGGGUGCUCAGUCGAUUAAUGUUCGGCAUAUUUUGUGUGAGAAACAUGGCAAGAAGGAAGAAGCGCUGGCCAAGAUCCGUGAUGGAGCGGAUUUCGGGGCUGUUGCGAGGGAGUAUAGUGAGGAUAAGGCUAGGACUGGAGGAAGUUUGGGUUGGAAGCAAAAGGGUACAUUAGACCCUGAGUUCGAGAAGGUCGCGUUUGCUUUGGAGACAAGCAGCACUGGUAGCCCCAAGAUUGGCGAGGCCAAGACGCCGUUUGGCUACCACAUCAUCAUGGUAGAGGGUAAGAAAUGAUAUCAAUAUGCAUACUACGGCGUUUGGGUGAUCGUGCCCUUUUCUAUUUCCCAUUUGUUGAACACGUCCUUUGGUCUGAUCAUGACCUUUUGACACUGGCAUAACGGGUCGGGUUGCAGGACUUCACACAUGGCAACACGACUUCAUACAAUGGUCAUGGGAGGAAUCAGCGAAUGGGUUUUGGACCUUUUACGUUGUUUAUUGCCCCUUGCAGGGAAGCCAGUUAAGGCCUGCUCUAAGCAUUUGUGCCAGUCGGUAAGGUCUACCCAAGCGUACGUCCAACCAGACACAUGGCUUGUUAGAGCCAAUGUCCGGGACGCGUCUGCCGCCUGUACAUCCCUAGGUAUUCCGCCUCGCCAAGAUGCGAAUCGCCAAUUUACUGCUCGGUCUGGAAGUAGUUGAGGAGGAUCUGUAGUGUCGUUUGUCAGUAACUGUGGCCAAGCAGCAGACUCGGGUGUAAUUCUUACCUCGCGCUCGGAAGACAUCUCAC